AUGCUUAAUGGUGCAAGUCUCAAACGAAAGCGGUCGCUGACGGAGAAUUUCAACAUCUCAGCUCAUGGGAAGAGGAAGCCUCAAUCAGCUCAGAUCAUAGCCAAGUUGGCUAGUCUAAAACCCGAUACUCCUCACAUAGACGUCCCACAAAAAGAAACUGUACUGAUUGGAAGAAGCUCUUCCUGUGAUAUAACGUUAAACUUUCCUGACGUUUCAACAAAGCACUGUGUUCUAGAGUUGAAAACGAUACGUUCUGGAGAGACUUCAAGAUUCUACUUCGUAUUACAUGACAACAGCAGUAACGGAACUUAUGUUAACGGGGAACGCGUUUCAAAAGAGAAGCCUAGAUUUUUGAAGUCAGGAGACAAUGUGGCUUUUGCAGCCUCCUGUUCUUACGUCUUGAAAUACAUCGAUGAUGAAGAGUUUAAUUCACCAGGCUCCUUCUUCGAUAAGUAUCUGGUAGGGAAGCUCUUAGGAUCAGGUCAUUAUGCUCAAGUUAAAGAAGCUCAAAAUAAAACUACUGGGGAAAUAUGUGCAGUCAAAAUCUUUCAUCCACGAAAAUCCUCUGAUAACGAUGAAACUAAUAAACAGAUGAAUCAAGAAAUGAACCUACUGAUGUCAAUUAACCAUCCAAAUAUUGUCAAGUUCUACCACACUUUUAUAGAGCCAAUGAACGAACACUCAGUUACAACGUAUCUGGUAUUGGAGAAAGUCAAUGGAGGAGAGUUGUUCAAUAGGGUGGUGAAGAAAGGCAAAUUGAGAGAAGAUGAAUCUAAAAAUCUGUUCAAACAGCUCCUAUCCGGCCUCAAUUAUUUGCAUUCCAAUGAGAUUGUGCAUCGUGAUAUUAAACCUGAAAAUAUUCUGCUUGAUAUCACACCAAGAAAAUCACAUAGAGAAAUCCAAACUGGUCCGUGGGAUGAAGAUGAGCUAAACAUUGUCGUGAAGAUCGCUGACUUUGGUCUUGCAAAGUUUAUUGGUGACAUGAGAUUCACAAACACACUUUGCGGAACUCCUGCUUAUGUUGCUCCAGAAAUCUUGACUAGUAAUACUACGAGGCGAUACAAUAAGCAGGUUGACCUGUGGUCUACGGGUGUGCUCUUGUAUGUCUGUCUUUGUGGAUUUCCUCCUUUUUCGGAAGAGCUGAGUCCACCUUCUAUGCGAGAGCAGAUUUUGAGAGGUAGAUUUGCAUUUUUCUCUCCCUACUGGGAUACAAUACAUGACGAUGCGUUAGAUCUAAUAUCUAAGUUGCUGAUAGUCAACCCUAGUGACAGGAUUACAAUGGAGCAGACUUUGCGGCAUCCAUGGUUUAUCGGUACUGCCGAAGAUGCUGCUUCUUCUGUUCCAGAAUCUGACAAAUAUGACUUUCAAGAAAUGUAUGCGCGUGCUCAUUCUGUCAGGGUUCCAGUCCGGCAAGAUACGAACAUAACCAGUCUUCGUGAUCAGGCGCAGUCUAGCUUAGCUAUUUCUGGUAAUAUGGACGUUGAUAAUGACAUUGAUCAAGAGUAUGCUAGUUAA
Molecule: messenger RNA, 1515 nt
Organism: Komagataella phaffii GS115
Lineage: Eukaryota; Fungi; Ascomycota; Pichiomycetes; Pichiales; Pichiaceae
Product: Cell-cycle checkpoint serine-threonine kinase
Exons: 2
Coding region: 1-1515 (504 amino acids)
Biological process (GO): protein phosphorylation; mitotic DNA damage checkpoint signaling
Cellular component (GO): nucleus
Molecular function (GO): ATP binding; protein serine/threonine kinase activity; protein binding
Source: RefSeq, a predicted model, not a curated record